Messenger RNA from Osmia lignaria (orchard mason bee), 2207 nucleotides. Its product is annotated as protein TAPT1 homolog. The record is from RefSeq and is a predicted model, not a curated record. NCBI's taxonomy places the organism in Eukaryota, Metazoa, Arthropoda, Insecta, Hymenoptera, Megachilidae. Gene Ontology annotation, cellular component: endoplasmic reticulum membrane; ciliary basal body. Gene Ontology annotation, biological process: positive regulation of cilium assembly.
AUCUGUAGUCACUGUCCUAUCACAGCUGUAUGUCAGUUUAUGUAUGGAAUGUAUCUUUUUUUACAAGUUUUUAGUUUAUAUAACAGUUUACAAAAGAAAUGAUAAAUUACAUCUUUAGAUAAUUAAAAUUACUUAAGUAUCGAUGAAGGAGAAUUUCGAUAGCUAAAGGUAUGUCUCUCUCACAGUUUUUACGAACGGAAUUAACGAGAGGCUAUCAAUUGGAAAAUGAUGAAGAAAGAUUUUCUGCAAGAAGGGAAAAAAUUUAUUCCUUUAUGAAAAUUCCAAGGGAAGUCGAAAAGUUCAUGACCUAUGGAUUCUUGCAGUGUGCAGACUCAUUUCUAUUUGUUUACACAUUUUUACCAUUGAGAUUCAUGAUGGCACUAUGGACAGUAAUUACAAGACCCCUUUGGUACUGUUUAAGAAAAGAGAGGAAUAAUUUAAAAGUUGGAGAAAGACAUUUAAGACCUGCAGAGAUCUGUGAUCUUUUGAAGGGAAUUGUAGUGAUCAGCUGUUGGGCAGCUACUUGGAAAGUUGAUACAUCUAUGAUGUAUCAUUUGGUGAAAAGUCAGUCGGUAAUAAAAUUGUACAUAUUUUAUAAUAUGCUGGAGGUUGGGGAUAGAUUGUUCAGUGCUUUUGGUCAAGAUACAAUUGAUGCUUUGCUGUGGACUGCUACAGAGCCUAGAUCAAAGACCCAAACAGGAUCCCAACAUUUGGGUACGCUACCGCAUUUGCUGUUUGCGGUUACUUAUGUUUUGUUGCACAGUAUAUUGGUAUUGUUCCAAGCAACUACAUUAAAUGUAGCAAUAAAUAGCAGCAACAAAGCCUUACUGACUAUAAUGAUGUCUAACAAUUUUGUAGAAUUGAAAGGUUCUGUUUUUAAGAAAUUUGACAAGAAUAAUCUCUUUCAACUAUCUUGCGCAGACGUAAGGGAGCGUUUUCAUUUAAUGAUGCUUCUUCUUGCUGUAAAUCUGCAAACGAUGAAAGAAUAUGCAUGGAAAGCGGAGCGUCUCGCGGUGCUUUUACCAGAUUGUAUAAUGUUGUUAUUGGCAGAGGUCCUCGUAGAUUGGGUGAAACACGCCUUUAUAACCCGUUUUAAUGAGCUUCGUUCCACAGUGUAUAGGGGUUACACUAUAAGUUUAGCUUACGAUAUGGCACAAACGCGUCAAGAAACUGCUUUUUCUGAUCCUUCAGAUUUGGUAGCUCGUAGGAUGGGUUUCAUUCCUCUUCCUCUUGGCGUUGCGAUAGGGAGAGUCCUAUGCACAACUAUCACACCAGCUGCGAAACCAGCAAACAUAAUUCUUUUACUUUUAGCAUACCUAAUUCUAGUAGCGUUAAGAAUUCUAAUCAGCUUAGUAGUUCUUGGUAAGGCAUGCGAUUUGAUCGCAUCGCACACGAAGGAAUCGGAGGUGGUGUCUUUAAAGCAUUCAGCUACUAGUACGGAUGUAAAGAAUCCAAAUCUAGCUACAGCAAUGUUUUCCAAUAGUUCAAUCAGUUUAAAUAAUGUUUGUCUAAACGAAGCUGUUUUAAAGGAGGAGGUAGACAAUGAAAAAAUUAGUAAAGAAGUUAUAGACUAAUGUAUAUAUCUUUUUUUACUAAGUUAUAGACACAAUUGAUAAUCUUAUAUUAGAAAAAUUCUUUGAAUGGUAAUGAAACAAUUUUACAAAUUUAUUCUUAAAAAGGCCUGUAUAAAAAUCCUUGCUGUACAGAAACUGUGAUAAUAAAUAUUUAACAUUUACUGGAAGUUUUUGCAACAGGAAUACCUCUAUUGUAAAGAUUGCUGUUCAAACAUCAAAAAUGAAUAAUUAUUAACUAUAUAACGAUAUAAUAAAAAUAUAGUGCAUAGAUAGUUCAUUAUUUCAGUAUUUCUCAACUUUGCAAAGAAUUUCUAUUUUUUUGCUAUAUAAUCAACAAAUAAAUGGUACAAAAAAUUAAUAAAGUCUGAACAACAAUGAAUUAUGAUGCCUUUGUUAAACUAACAUAUUUAUUUGGUGCUGUUACACGUCAACAGGGUUUAACGUUGCGUUAAGUUUAAUUCUUUAUCAUAUUUAUAUACAAGUAGUAGCUAUUGUUGUGUUAGAUAUUUCUGCUUAUUGGUGUACAAAGCAUUAUAUUUUUAAACAAGUAGAAAUAAUAAAUGUAUAUAAUAUAUGUAUUUAUAUGUAGCCUAUCGAAAUGUAUAUUUUUUCAUUAAUUCGUACAAAUUUUUU